Strongylus vulgaris is the source of this 255-nucleotide messenger RNA. NCBI's taxonomy places the organism in Eukaryota, Metazoa, Nematoda, Chromadorea, Rhabditida, Strongylidae. The record is from the annotation of a GenBank genome assembly.
AUGCAAAUAACGUCCGGCAUCAUCGCCGAGAAGACGGCGAUGUCGUCGUGCGUCGACCUUGGCGAUAGCAUCGUUCCAGCCGACGUCUGCUAUUCAUAUGAUACUGCGACGCCGUCGUCGAACAGCACUCCUCCCUCAACGAUGGAGGUCUCCACGGUAGAUGUGCAUUCCAUAGCUUACGAAGAGACUGUACCCUUUCAUCUCGAUGGUUGUCAUUCAAACGCUGCUACAUUUCCAGAAGCAGCAGCGACCUAA